Molecule: messenger RNA, 2202 nt
Organism: Anopheles funestus (African malaria mosquito)
Lineage: Eukaryota; Metazoa; Arthropoda; Insecta; Diptera; Culicidae
Exons: 5
Coding region: 103-1959 (618 amino acids)
Source: RefSeq, a predicted model, not a curated record
UUCAGAAACUUGUCAACCCAUAUGGUCAUUGCAGUCGUGUAGUGUGCGUGUGUGGUUGAUAACUUCGCUCAGCAUAGUACAGUGCCCUAAAGAUACCAGAAAAUGGUUACCGAUAGCCAGAAGCAUAAAGUCAUCAAAGAGUUCCUCAUACCGGACACGGUGAAGGACGAUAUCGCCUACUGCCAACGAUCUUUACGGGACUGCGUGAAAGUGCAUCAGUACUUCGUUGAACGAUGCAACAGUUUGUCGGUAAAACAGCAAGAACAGGUAAAGAAAUAUUUGCUCGAAUUGGAGGACGAAAUGAGGGCGAUCGGUCAGGAACAGAGUGGAUUGGUGAUGGAUUUGGCAAACCGGCUAAAACAUUUCCAGCGCAAGACGGCCAACGAAAAGCACAUCGUACUUGGUGAUGACCUUGCAAAUGGUUACGUUGCAUGGGUUCUAUCGAACCACUCCGAUGUGCAUUGCAACGCAGCAUACAUGCCACAUGCCGUAUCGGAGCGAUUGAACGAAAGCCAGCUGUAUCAAAAGUAUCGACUGGAACCGGUGCAAAGUUGCGACGUUGGCACAGCCCUGCCCGAUGGGACCAAGCUGCAAGAUAAACGACUGCGUAAAAGACCGGUUUUGCAGACCUCACUGUUGAAACCGAAAGAAGAACGUGAUCACUCCAGUACUGCCUUAAAGCAAGAGCCUUCCCUAACACCUCCGAGCACACCGAAAACGGCGCCCACACCGCCUCUACCACAGCCAGCCCAAGGCACGGUCACAAGGACUACGGCCAGCAGGCGAAAAACACCACCCGAACAACAGCCUUUAAUCCUGAAAAAAAUGCUCCGAUCUAGAUCGACAACGCCCGUGGUUACGGUGAAGCAAGAGCACGAUAUAAAGCAGGAACCGAUCGAUCAGGAAAAUAGUAUUGAUACAGAAGAUCAGUUAGCGACGAUUACUUUGCAGGAAUCGGCUGCAGUGAAGCGUGGCCGCAGCAAUCUGCUACAAGCGCUAAAUAAAGCGAAGACCACACAAAAGACAGCUUUGAAGCAACCGCAAACUAGCCCACCCGCUUCGGCCAUUAAAGGUGGACGGAACAAUCGGGCCGGUUCAUUAAAUGCGGGGGAACAGCGCAGCUCAUCGGUGUCGUCGGAUUCCUCGAACUCACGAGCCUCUACACCGGGAACGUCCUGCAAUGGUGGUGGCGGCGGCGGCGGCAAUACACGCAAAUCGAACGUGGAAAAUGGUACCUCUGAUGAAUCAUCGCUCGAACGAUUGUUACCACCAGAAGAACCACCCUGCACAUUGCCAACGAACAUCGACGAGUGGGAACAGUACAGCUUUCUAAAACUCUUCGGACUGUACACGAUCGAGGAUAGUAAUCUUUUAAAGGGACGCAAAAACGAACGCAAGCGUCGUAGCUGCUGUAGUACCGAGCGCAAAGAUUUCCAUUACGGCCGUUUCGAUUACUACGAGCAGCAGUUCUACAUUGUACAGAAGCGACGAUACAAUGUCAACAAGCGCUUGUUGUUCACCGCAACAUCGGCGGAAAAAUCAAUAAACAAAAGAAAGCCUUGGUCCAGCUUAGUGAUGCCGGCACCAGUUUCCUUACCGGUACAGGAUAUAUCCACGGAUGGAAAAGCUUCCUUUCAAGCCGACUCUCUAGAAAGGGAAGAAGACGAAAGCUGUGUGUUAGAAGCGCAGAACAAACUUUGCUUCGUUUGCAAAAAAGAUGGUAACACUGCCAAUACUUUAAACACCUGUAUGGACUGUAGCAAUUUUUAUCACCUGAGCUGCCACGUAGACGAAGACGCUAGCCAGGCAGAGCAAAAGAUAGAUUGUAAAGCCGACACGAAUGAUUGUGAUGGUGGCGAUGAAAAUGGAAAUCGUUCCACCGCUGCACAACUGUUGACAACGCCACGAAAUGAACUGUGUCCGGUGUGCUUAGCCUUAGCAAAGAGUAGCAUAAAAUGAAGUUAAAGAAAUUCGUUAAAUUUGUUUUUUUUAAAUUGUUAUUUUACUUUCAUAUACAAAUGCUAUGCGUCAAGAAAGCAGCAAUCUUCAUCCCUUUCUUUUUAGAUAGCACAUUGUAAUAUAGUAGAAAAUGAUUAGCAAACACACUCACACACACAAUCCGUAGUGCGAUUAUAGGAUAAUACAGUUUCGUAAACUCAAGUAUAGCAAUAAAACGAACAUGAUUGUGCAAAGGUUUCAGAA